Molecule: messenger RNA, 348 nt
Organism: Erigeron canadensis
Lineage: Eukaryota; Viridiplantae; Streptophyta; Magnoliopsida; Asterales; Asteraceae
Exons: 1
Coding region: 1-348 (115 amino acids)
Source: RefSeq, a predicted model, not a curated record
AUGGGUACAUGUGCAUCUGGUCCUUCCACCACCGGAGGUGGAAAAUUUAUGGGCAACUGGUCAACAACCGUUAAGGUGAUCCACUCUGAUCAUGGGAAGCUGCAAGAAUUCCAACGACCAAUCAAAGCAAAGCACGUCCUAUCUGACCACCCUACCACCUUUCUAUGCAGCAGCGACAACAUGUUUAUUAACUGCCAUGUACCUCACAUGCCUGGUGAUGAGGAGCUCCAGAUGGGUCAAAUCUAUUUUUUCAUGCCACUUACGCGAUCAAACUACCCCCUUUCAUUGCAAGAGCUAUGUUCAUUAGCAAUUAAAGGCGGUUCAGCGCUUAAAACAGAGGCUUUAUGA